This is a messenger RNA of Numida meleagris (helmeted guineafowl), 4131 nucleotides long. RefSeq names its product nudix hydrolase 4 (gene NUDT4). Gene Ontology annotation, molecular function: bis(5'-adenosyl)-hexaphosphatase activity; diphosphoinositol-polyphosphate diphosphatase activity; bis(5'-adenosyl)-pentaphosphatase activity. Gene Ontology annotation, cellular component: cytoplasm; nucleus. Lineage: Eukaryota; Metazoa; Chordata; Aves; Galliformes; Numididae. The record is from RefSeq and is a predicted model, not a curated record. The coding region runs from base 218 to 763 and encodes 181 amino acids. Gene Ontology annotation, biological process: diadenosine pentaphosphate catabolic process; adenosine 5'-(hexahydrogen pentaphosphate) catabolic process; diphosphoinositol polyphosphate metabolic process. The transcript has 5 exons.
GGCCAGAGCGAGCGGGGCGGCGCGGAGCCUCCAUGGCGCGGCGCGGCCGCUGGGGCGGUCGCAGCGGUGCGGCGCGGCUGUGACAGGCGCUCUGCGGCCGGGGCCGGCCUUUCUCCCGCCCCAGCGCCUAGCGGGGCCCUCGGCAGCGGGAGCGGCGUCCCGGGGCGCUCGGAGAGGAGCCGUGGCGGCCGGGGGCUGCCGGCGGGUCACCGCCUCUAUGAUGAAAUUUAAGCCGAACCAGACGCGGACGUACGACCGGGAGGGCUACAAGAAGCGGGCGGCGUGCCUCUGCUUCCGCAGCGAGCGGGAGGACGAGGUGCUGUUAGUAAGCAGUAGCCGAUACCCAGAUCAGUGGAUUGUACCAGGUGGAGGAAUGGAACCGGAAGAGGAACCUGGAGGAGCAGCUGUCAGAGAGGUGUAUGAAGAGGCUGGCGUAAAGGGAAAGCUGGGCAGGCUGCUCGGGAUAUUUGAGCAGAACCAGGAUCGGAAGCAUAGGACGUACGUUUAUGUUCUUACUGUCACAGAAAUACUGGAAGACUGGGAGGAUUCUGUUAAUAUAGGAAGGAAAAGAGAAUGGUUUAAAGUAGAAGAUGCAAUCAAGGUCCUUCAGUGUCACAAGCCUGUUCACGCGGAGUACUUGGAAAAACUGAAACUGAGCUGUUCACCCACGAAUGGCAACUCGGUGGUUCCCCCUCUCCCAGAUAAUAAUUCCCUAUACGUCACUUCUGCACAGACUUCUGGGUUGCCCUCUACUGUGAGAUAAACGUUUGGAUUACCUUUUUAUUCAUGUCAUCGCAAGGGGAGACGUCUUUGAUUACAUGCAGGCACCCGUAUAACUGUCAGUUCUAAGUGAAAUAUGUGAAUGUGUCAUAAUGUCAAGUUUGUUUGAAUGCAUUUUUCCUUUUUAACAAUGUAAAAUAGUAUUUCAGCAAACCAAAGCCAUAUAUGGAUUUUUUUAAGAUGCCUUAGUAGGCCAUUUUUUUAAAAAUGAAACUUGAGUAUAUAAAUUUCCACAUCUGCUAAAAUAAAAUAUGCAUCUAAGCGGUGUUCAGCUUAUUUAAGACUUGCGAGUAGUUCUGCAAGAGUACUUGCUUAGGGAAAAGCUUGAGCAACUAGUCUUAUACUAAACUCUUAUUUGGUAUCCACAAAUGAAGUGCUGAGAACUGAAGAUGGCACUGUUUGGGGAGAUGAGGGUGCUGAAGGCGGAGAUGCGUAAGUGUGACCGCAGUGAAGCACGCUACCCCGUGCUGAGCCUGCUGGGAGCAAAGGAUACCAACACUAAGCACUGUCUGCCUCAGUCAUUCCAAAAGUUGCCUUGUCCUAUGCAACCUUCACGUAACGUAGGACUAGAGCAAGGGCAAAACUUUGUCUUGCAAUUACCAAACCCAUUUGCUAUACUUUUGUUACUUGGUCAACUAAUUAACUGUCGGAAGGUGUUUGUGAAGAGCGUUAUAGUUCCUUCCCUCAUCCCUUUUUUCCUUUCAGCAUUUUGAUGCACGUUUUGUUCUCAGUGCAAUUACACGGCAGGUUCCAAAGCCUGCUAACCCUAGUGACGGGCAUCUUUUGUCGUGUUCGUGCAGUCUGUCAUUUAAAAAUGCUUAAAGGAAAAUGAGAUUUACUCCACGGGCAUCCUUAAGGUAAAGCGGUGUUCAUUAGCAAGCAUGUGUUGAGAUAUCUUGCCCAGCAGGAGCUGGUUGUGGUACUUCUUGGGCCUUGGAGACAGGUAGGUUGAUACGCUGGUGGAGGAAUAAUAUUCCUUUGUCUUACUCAGAAGGUGUGCUGAAAGCCCCAUGUUAAAGUUAGCUCUUAAAUACUUGAGUUUUACUGUUUUAACAUCAGUUGCUCUAGCUUUUUGUAAUUACCAGCUGGCCUCUUGGUGAAAUUCACCUGGAGUAAGUAAGUCAGCUACAGCUGACAACUUCCCUCUUCUUCAUUAUUUUCUCUUCUUCAGCCAAGAAGAUGAAACCUAAAUCCACUGUAGGUCUUAAUAUGUUUCUGCCAUAGGAUUAUUCUUUCUGUGUACGUAUGUGUGUAUAUGGCUUUCUUUUACAGGAACACGAGAUCUAAUUCAUAUGAACACCUUAAUUCUGAACUUCUAGGAUCUAAACCCAGCUGUCCUCUCCAGCCAGUCAAAGCAGAGGUUGAGGUAGAGCAUUACCUCACGUGUGAAGUUCAUUCUGGGUAUAGCUCAUUCUCUUACACAGCAUUUGAACCUUUGUAAAUAGUCCAAAUAGUAAAUAGUGAGUGUAAAAUGGAAAAUAAAUGUAAUUUAAACCUUUUGUUACUCAAUACACAAAUGGUUAACUUCUACUUUUUUAACACAAAUUGUGUAAAAUGCUGCUAUAAAUUAAAACUUUUUUGUGCUGUUACACUUUUUUAGGAAAAAAAAAAAUGUUGUUGCCAGAAGUUACUCCUUAGAAAACCAACCUUGUGCCAUAUGUAAAUGCAGUGGAACUGGGGAGACAGAUGUUCUGAUCUCUUAACACUGCUCUCUUUGAAGAGGCGUAAUACUACUGACAAGGGGUGUGAGCCACAAAGCUGAAGACUUCUGAGAUGUUGGGUAGGGCGUAUUUUCCAUCCGUGCAUCUCCUGUUCCAGAUCACUUCCUGAAUGGGAAAGAACACAGCUCUGUUCGGGCGCAUCUUAGCACAGCAGUGCUGCAAACAGCUUCUCCUUGCCUUCAGUCACGAGGUGAGGGGCUGAACUCACAGUGUCAAAAGCAGGGGUGUGCUAGGCUAAAUAGCACAGGGUGGAGUUGAGCAUCGUCAACUAUGUCCAAUGCUUGUUAAAACUAUACCCCUACAGAGCAAAAGUACCUCUGGCUCUGAAGUUGCCUUUUAAAGAGUGACAAAUUCAGCUUUUUGGUCGCUUACCUUCUUGCUCACUUUUUUGUUCAGUAGUCAUUUGAUCACUUUAAAUUGAGCAAACUUGUACAGGCUUUCUUGUAACAAGGUUCUGUAGAAGAUGUGAAAGCUGAAACAAGAAUCCAGAGUUCAAGCCCUUAUUCGUAAGACCGCUUCUGUCUCAGUUUCAAAUUCUUGGAAUGAAACCAAUCCAAGCUUGUAUGAGAUUUAGUGGUAAUGCAUGAUCUUAUUUUGUAACUCUUGAAUUAUGUAUUUGAUAAUAAUGUAAAAAUGUACAGUAUUGCUGUUGCUAACAAACUCCAGAGUUGAUUGCCUAUAAAUAUUUUGGUUAUUUUUUUUGGUCACACACAUUUGAGCUGUUCAGUAAUGCCAGAUGGAUUUCGAAGCAGCAUUCAUUGUAUGAACCUCUUCAGUCUCCGUGCAGCCUUCAGAGGGAAGCCCUGUGAUGCUCAGUUUGACUUGGACCCCCCUCUCAGAGACGAAUGUUCUGUGAAUUGGACAAACCUGACAGUGCGGGUAAAUUGAAAGCGCUUCAGUUGCGCUGAAAGCAAACCCAUUUUAGUAAAGGAGCGGGGGCCUGGCUUCAGCUGUAAUAAUAUCUGACCCUAAGCUUGACAGAAAGGCUCUGUUUAAAAAUCAGCUGGGAAGCUUCAGCUAUCUUUCUAGUACCUAUCCAUUAAAAUGUAAAACCAUCUUUUUUCCAUGCAUCUCUGUUUAGCUGGACCAAAUCGGCCGUGUACGGAGUAGAUACGGAACUGUCCUCACGCCAUGAAUUCUGCAUGGCAUAUCCAGAUUUGGUUCUCCAGAGGAAAGAGAAGAAGCACGUCAGCUGCAAAGCUCAGAAAGCCACCACUUCCUGCAUUAAGUUCUGUGCCUACAGCGGCAUCAAAGGGAAAUAGCCUUACAGUUUAGAAACACAGAGCCGGGAGUAAGUGGAAUAGAUCAGUGUUUCUUUUGGUGUUUAAGAAGGGAAGCGUUGCACAGAGGCUGCUGAAGUGGAAGAUCUUAUUUUGGUGCUUACUGCACCCUGAGUUAACCUCUCACUGGUCUGCUAACAAUGUGCUGUUUAAAAAAAAAAAAAAAAAAAGCAAACACUUGGUUUACUUACCGCCAUGGUUUGUGAAGUGAAAACUGAAGGGGGUGGGGUGCAAAAUAAGUUGUAAACAUUUUGACCUGCUUGCAUGGAUUUUCUUUAAAGAUUGAUGUAAGAAUUUUGACUUUUUAUAUUUGAGAAAUACCAAAAUAAAAUCUAAAUUAGUCCUGUGGA